UUCGGCUGGACCACAUCUCGAAUCGGAGCAAUAGCGGCAAAUAUUAAAUAAAAUAGAAAAAUAUGAUACUUCGUCGAGCGAAGCAAUGCAAAAACUUCGUACAGUAUUAAAUUUGCAAAUAUAUUGUGCAAGUACUGUGAACUUAUCGGAUGUUCGAGUUUAUGGGGAUUUUUGGUUUCCACGUAGAAAAUGAAUGAACAAGAGCAAAUUUUGAUUUUUGUACGGGUGCCGUUAAAUUCGCCAAAAUUUUACGAAAAAAUUGCAUGAUUUAAUACGCCGACGCUUAAACGAUCGUUUAUCGUGUUUCGCGCUAACUUUCGUUCCUAUAUCGAAACGCUUGGUGGUUGUUUCUCUCGAUAUAAUUCGUCACGCAGCACUGACCGUUAUGUGUAUCAAUCAAUAGCGUAAACGGCUGUUUGUGGAAAAAUAUCAUCAGUUAAAAAAGAAUUUGGAAAAGAAAUGUCGGCGUUCGUACGACAAUAGACUUUUACGGUGUCGUUCGAGGGAUGUGGAUAGAGCAAGGCAACGGCAAGAUGAAGUGAGGAUUCUAACGAUGAUCCUCAUACUACCGAGGUGAUGUGGCUAAGCAGCGGCUGGAUGGCCCUCGUGGCCAUUUGGACCAUUUUAGCGACCGUUCUUGGGCAACAAGACAUUUUUCGAAAUUCUAGCAAAUACUUGGAACCUCAGGAUGUCUUCGCGACACUGAAUAUCAAUCAAGUGCAAGAGAAAAGCUCUAGUGUCGACAUUUAUGGGAAAGUGGAGGACGUAGGUAGCGCAAGCCGAGUAGCGAAGGAAAAUGUGAAAUUUCGUAAAAUGGACUCUGUGAAAAAUAGCGAGGUAAAUUUAAAGCUGAAAACAGAAGGAAACGAUAGUGAAAAGUUUGCCCCGGAGACUCCUAAAAAGGAUUCGUAUUCCUUGGCAAACGUCCCGCAAGGAUUUGGUAUGGUAGUUAAUCCUGGAGAGUUUGUGAAAAGGAAAAAUUCCCUAUCUAAAGACACUAGUGAUUUUAAAACUUCAUCGAUCAACAAAGACAUAAAUGUAUUUGAGAUCGAGAGAAAUAAAACUGUUGGCGAGGGGGAGGGUAAUUUUAUUGUCAUUGGAAAAGAUGUAAAUUUUCGAAAAAUUCAACAACGAUCUUCGUAUGCACUCUCGCGGCAGGAAGGUAAUGAAAAUCUUGGGAAAGAGGUAAUAAAGAGCAGACAGCAUCCGAGAUACGCAAGCAGUGAAGAUCGUGACAUCGCUAUGGAGAAUCAUGACUUUAAUGACGCAAUUGGAAAAUAUCAGAAUAAACUAAAAGGGAUAAUAGAAUUUGAAAGACUUUCCAAGAAUUUGAAAAACCAAAAGAGACUAAAUGAUAUAAAGACUGUUCCAGUUAACGAAAAGAUUCACUCGAAUCAACAAUUCCAUGUUAAUUUGUUUGGAAAAUCAGAUGAUCAAAUCUCGUUAAAUUCUACAGAGAAAUUUGUAAUCAGUUCUGUGAAGGAUCUCAAAUCAAGGAGAAACAUGGAAAAGCGUAUGGAAAUAUUGGACGAAAGCAAAAACUAUGAAAUCAAUGUUAACACUACGAUCAGGCCGACAUCCAAUACAAAAGAAAAUGUAAUUGAGGUGUCAUCGCGUCCCGGGAUUACAAAAAGUUCAUGGAGUAUAUUAUCGAUGGGUGACAUGAAAAAUUUGACAGCCUCGAGUACUCCUGUAGAUCCAAAAAUACAUACUCCAACGGUCGGGCUUAAAAUGCAAUUUAAGGUGAGAAAUGAAAUUUUUCAGAAAAUGAAAAAUCUUUCAGAGCAAGGAUCCCGAGGAUUAGAGAACCGGAGAAUUGAUUACGAUACUGACGAUGAUUACAUUGCUGACGUCACAACGAGACUGUCAAACGAAUCCCUCGCGAAUGAAAAUAAUGCGGAAAUGCCUGCUGAAAGGAAAAUCAAUAUUGAUGCCGAUGUACAGGAAAAGAGUCACGUAGGAAAAGACACGGAAAAUAACACGGUUAGACAACGAAUAAUCGAUAGUAACGGUACUGCAGGGAGCAUAUCAAAGAAUGACAGGAUAGCAGUAGAGCAAAAGAAAUUAAACGUAUUCACGGCAAUGGAUUCUACACGAAGCAAGAUGAAUUUCCAUAAGCGAUUCAAGCCAAAUUUAGUGGACAACAGUGAAAUUGGGCAACUAGGAAAAAUACCAUCAGAGUAUAAUUUAAUGAGGAACCUUAAUUUAAAAAAUGUAGAAAACAGCGAGGAAUAUGAUAUUGCAAGAAGAAAAGUAAUCCGGAAAAAUACAAGGACUCUUGAAACCGUAAAACCGUACGAGGGGAAUUCGUAUCUUGAAUCAAGUAGCAAUGGAAGGUAUCCACGAAAUAAGAAAAUUACGAAGGUCCAUAUGAAAAGCGAUACGGGAAAUGCGUUUCCGUAUCCAUAUGGGGAAAGUGUACUCGUGGAAAAUCCGUUUUUCAAGAAAUUUUCGAAUUCGAAGAAACAUUUCAGUGAGACAACGCUGCCAGCUAAAGUUCUAAGUGACGACAAGGAUGUAGUGUCCUUGAGGAAUAUGAAAGCGUCGACGAAAAUAAACGUAGCGAAUGUGACAUUUCCGGCGAAAAUGUCGGGCACCUCCAUUUCCAGAGAAAUUCAAUCUCUCAGCAAUAUUGUUGGACAGAAAUCUGAUAAUCGAGGGUUUCGCGAAACGACUUGGACAGAUUAUAGUCGUGAAAUUGAAACGACGAAAUAUUCAAGGAAAAACCGGAAAUUGACCGAAAGCCCGUAUGACCUAGGGAGACCAAUUUCACUGAUAAGAGAGUCAAUUAACGAUAAGGAUAAUAUAGGUAAAUAUAAAGAGAAAAUUAAAGAAAGUGAAGCAUCGAUUCAUCAGCAGAAGGAAUUGCAAAAUAUAGCUAGUUACGGAGGUAGCAACAAUUCUGAAAACAGUAGCGAUUUCUCAUUGAAGUCACCGACUCCCGCAGCUUCCGAAAGGACUAGAAUGUCUUUACUAUUUCCACGCAAUAUUCUUGCCGAAAAACAUCAGGGACUCGGAAGUAGCACGCGAAGGGGCAAUAAGCAGAGCGAAUCAGUUUCAAUAACGUCAAUGAAAACUUCCGGGGUUGAGAAAAACUUUUUGUUCGGCACGCCAAAGUUUAACGAUCAUGGUACCAGGAUUGGAUCUGAUCCUGGAACAAUUAUUCAUGAUACAAGGAGUCACGAGACUAAUUCACACGAUGCAAUUUCAGCGGCAGUCAGCUACAAAGGGAAUGAAAAGGCUCCUAUAAUCAGCAGCGACUUACACGGAACUCCAGGAAUGAUGAAAACUGAUGCUGAUCAUGGGAAAAUCAAGAUCUUGGAAAAUAGUCAUACCGGUACAAAUUCCAUUGGAAUUCCAGUGGGGAACAAACUUGUCGAAGCAUACAGCAACGCGAAAAAGAUUUCCGACUGGAUUGAAGAAAAUCCACAGAGUAUUCGAUCGAACGAGAAAGAGAAUACUUUUGAAGAAAACGUCACAUCCUCCAUAACUGAUGCUAACACCGAAUCAGUAAGAACGAGAAUAUUGAAUUUCUUAAUAAAAAACCAAACGUACUUGCCUAAUAACGACGAGAGAAUAUUAUUUAACGAAACUUCGAAUAAAAAUAUUUAUUUUAAGACCAAAGGCAAAAUCUUGUUCAACGACGAUAUAUAUGACAAGAAGAGAAUAGGAAAUUUGAGGACGUCAAUUCCCAAAGACAUAAAGUCCGAAAUAAAUUACGUAAUAAGAACAAUGAAAAACGAUAAAGAUCGUUUCGUCAAGAGAAAUGAGUUUUCCGAAGGUACUGACAUAAAAGAAUAUAAAAAAGUGGAUACUGGAUGUCAAACUGGAAGCGAAGAGUCGCUUGGACCUUAUUAUAAUAUAAAUAAAUCUCGAUUGUCCGCCAUUGAUUCUAAGAAUGAUGAGAUUGGAGCGGAUGGAUGUCUAAUAAAACGAACAACCAGAAAACUUGGUACUACCUUGCACAGCCCUGGGGGAAAGAUUGAUGAAAAUAUUAUACUGAGAAAGUUAUUGAGCGAUUCCAUGUCGACGACACCAAAAACCAAUGCUUUUGCAGUGACAGAAAAAAUAUCAAUAAAAAAUAAUAUUUCCAAGAAAUCGAACGAGACACCGAUUUCUUUAGGAAAAUUAAUCAACGAAGACAAUUUCUUACUUAAGCUAAUGAACGACGGAAGAACAUCAGAGUAUCGAGGGACGAGCAACACGCAAAAUGUUCCUUUCGACGCGCUUUCGCCGAACUUGGAAAAGUUUAAUCGUAACAAUAGAAACUUUUUAUCUCCGCGUAAACGUAAUUCUCUGAACUUGCGCGAGACUCACGAAAGCUUGGAUAAUAAGGAAGAGCUCGGUAGACCGAAUACCACGAUUCGUAGCGUAAUAAAAUCCAACGAUAAAAAAAACUACGAACUUGAUACGUCAUACAAGACAAGCAUGACACCUAGUAGCAAAGAAAUAUACGACGAUAUAAAUAAUGCGAACUUGAAAAAGCGUACGAUUAAAAAUGUCACGAGCCUGAUUAUGAACGAAUAUCCUAUAUCAAAUAAAUACAAUAGCACAGAUUCGUCUUAUACGGCAGAAUGGACGGAAUCGUUAAACAAUUUGAAGACAGAUUCGACCACGAUAAACAUAUUAGAAACGUCCAUCGGCAUUUUCGCAUCCAAUAAAGAUGCCUCCCUAAGAUCUUCCGAGCAGGAUCUUUAUGAUUCUCUCGGAUCCAAUCAAACUCUAUCAACGUAUGAUCAAAUCGAAUCGGAUAAUUCAACACGUGUAUCGAGCACGUUAAAUCAGUGGCCCGUGAAACACAGUGUUGUGGUGGAAGGUGAUUUAGUGUUGGGUGGUUUAAUGAUGGUUCACGAAAGAGAAGAUUCAGUCACAUGUGGACCAGUUAUGCCGCAAGGUGGUGUCCAAGCGCUGGAAGCCAUGCUUUAUACCUUAGACAGGCUGAAUGAGAAAGGAAUCGUACCUGGGGUUAAAAUUGGGGCCCAUAUAUUGGACGAUUGCGACAAGGAUACAUACGGACUGGAAAUGGCUGUUGAUUUUAUAAAAGGUUCGAUAAGCAACAUCGAUGGUGCCGAGUAUCACUGCAACAAGACAGCAGUAAGGAAAGUAAUAAGCGGUGUGGUGGGGGCUGCAAGUUCCGUAACGUCGAUUCAGGUGGCGAAUCUACUUCGUCUCUUCAGGAUACCACAGGUGAGCGUAAAAAUAAGUCUGCUCGACUUUCAAGAGAAAGUCAGAAAAGUCGGAAGCUAAUUUUCCACACUGUCGCGUAGCUUUCCUAUAGGCAAACUCCCUCAAGGUGAGCUUACAUACAGACGCGAUUCUCAAAGUACGAAACGAAUUAGUUAUCUGAAUAAUUUACAGGUAUCAAAGAUAAAAACAGCUACCGCAAAUAUAGUCAAAGGUAAAAUCCUAGAAUAUUCCGUAAGGACUUUACCCUUCUCGCAUAGGAAAGAGAGAGAGAGAGGGAACGAGGGAAUAUCUAUUUCUUAACGACUAUGUAACGGGUGGUGUUAUUAUUCAGCUGACAGUCAACCAUAAGACUCUAUUCCGGGAUAAGGAAAGUCAUGGAAGGAGAAAGUAAUGCUCCAGAGUCAUCUCAGCGUAAAAUCGUCUUACCACUUCUGUAUCUUCUAUCUUUUACCGCAGGCAGACUUCCACGGGAAUGACAAUGCGGUACUUAUUCACAAUAACUUCUCAAACGAAGUCAGUAGGGUAGAAACCCGAAGCAAUGACAAUAAGAAAAAUUGAAAUGU
This is a messenger RNA of Cephus cinctus (wheat stem sawfly), 5750 nucleotides long. It is a transcript of the gene Glurb, whose product is annotated as metabotropic glutamate receptor 2. The transcript has 3 exons. The coding region runs from base 577 to 5247 and encodes 1556 amino acids. Gene Ontology annotation, molecular function: adenylate cyclase inhibiting G protein-coupled glutamate receptor activity. Gene Ontology annotation, biological process: G protein-coupled receptor signaling pathway. The record is from RefSeq and is a predicted model, not a curated record. NCBI's taxonomy places the organism in Eukaryota, Metazoa, Arthropoda, Insecta, Hymenoptera, Cephidae. Gene Ontology annotation, cellular component: membrane.